CAGUACCGGAGCACAUCUGUCAGUCGGUACUUGGCAUCUGUGCUGUUUGGUUUGUCCGCAACUUUGUUGAGGAGGUGAGUUCACGUGUGUGCGAUUGUCAACGACGAGUGGUUCGGAGUUCAUUCACGUGUGACCGCGUCCUUCCCGUGUAAACCCUCCAACCAGGAUUAGCGAAUCGCCUGAGUGAAUCAACUGUUUCUGUCGUUUUCCGUGAUUUGCGCCUGGUCCGGCGAAAAGCGUUGGCCUCUGAAAGUGAAGUGAAAGUUUCCCGUGGUCACCCGUGCAGCGCGGUCCGGUCCACUUGACCGCUUGAAAAAAAAUCUCGGCAAAAUCAUUCGCGGACAAAACAAAGUCGAAAAGUUUCGUGCGGGGAAAGCAAUUCCAAGAAUAAACUUUUCGACGCGGAGAGGAAAAUGUGUCAGCAAACUGUCGUCAUAGCGAAGUGAAAAAUAAAUCGAAACCCAACAAGUGGAUUCCUGUAAAGUCGAGGGCGUCGGGGAAGCGUAGAGGCUCGCAUUGGUUUGGCAGCCCAGCGUCGUGCCAAGUCCUCCAGUUCUUGGAAGUCUUCAGUUUCCGCGUUUACGAAAUAUUUGUUCCGCUCCAAUAGUCCGCGAGUGGAUGUCGAUGAUCAAUUAACGUUUCGAGGCGGCGAGUUUCAAUUCAAUAGCGAAAAUGGCAAAACCAACAGCAUUGUCGGGUUCCACGCUGGUAUUUGCCGCGGUAUGCGGUCUAUUGGCCACCUCGGUCGGGGCGAGUGAGGACCAGUCAUCGACCGACCAUUGCUUCCGCAACCUUUAUGACGGCCUAGGGAAUUCCACGUUCAUGCAGUUCACCAAGGAGGCGAUUUCGAUGGAUUACGGAGUUCAGGGGUCGUUCAAGAGCCUGCACUGUUGCGCCAAGGGUUAUAGGAGCAUUGAAUGGCUCAAAGAUGGCAAGGCGUAUCCCUGGACCUCAGAAAUAUCUUCAUUAAUAUUAUACCCAGAAGCAUCUAAUCAAACAAUUUAUACAAGACAAGUUCAAGCUGCUGACGCUGGCAAUUAUACAUGUGUCUUACGAAAUGAUACACACAAGAUAGCACAUCACAUCUUGCUUAACGUACAAGGUAACCUACCAGACAUACCGUUGGCAACAUAUCGUCCCCAUGAUCAAGUUGCCGAGUUGGGAAAUUCGGUCCGAUUCUAUUGUGAGGCUUUCGUUGGAAAACUUGGACUUCCUGACGCUAAAAGUGAAAUUUCGUGGUUUCAAAUCAAGGAUGGACUUGAAGAACAAAUUGAUGGUGAACAAAUUACAGUUCUCAGAGAAAACGGGCAAAACAUCGGUUCCUACCUGAAAAUAUCACACGUUCAAAUCCACAACUAUGGACGCUACUUAUGUCGCGUACAAUUCAAUGGAGCAGCACAUCACUUGGAAAUGUACGCUGGUCUGUUCAACGCUCCAAUAGCAACAGAAAUUGAUAGAACCCUAACAUUAUAUCAUACGUUGGCCGCCGUUCUGUCAGCUGCCGCAGCAGCCAUUGUAGUUCUAAGUAUUUGGUGUCUAAUUAGGCCAUGGUGCUUGAGGAGGAAUGGUUGCAAGAAUCAGUGCCAAAUAGAAAAUAAUAUGGUUAACAACGGUUGCGCCAAUGAGAACUAUGGGCGACAAAACUCGAUGGGCCCACGUCAAGUGUGAUAAUUUUUUCAGCUGCAAACAGCCCCAGGCAUUUUGGAAACCAAAUUUUUAAUUUAAAAGAAAACUCAGCUAAAAAAACCUAGAACUGAAAAUCGCGUAAUUAGACAUGAUUUGUUUUGAUAUGUAUGUUUAAAAACAUUUAGAAAGACUAUGCUAUGUAAUAACAUUGAAUUUAAUAAUAAUCUUAGUGCGUAGCGGAUGUAGGGAAAUAUAGCGGCAAAAGGAGACGUGUAAAGAUAAAAGAAAGUCUCCUGAAUUUCCCGGAAAGUAUUAUUAAAUGUUAUGAAACGAGAGAAUGUGUCUAAGUAUUGUUUAUUAUUUUAUUAUUGAAACGCUACUCUAUUAGUUUCUAAGCGCUAUUUAUUUAAAAAUUUAGAUUUAAAUCAAAUCGGUUAUUCCAAUUCACUGAAGUUAGACGAUGCUCUGUACGGGGGUCAGUUUUAAUUCAUGAUGACUUGUGAUAUUUGUAUAUUUAAUGAUGUCUUCGACCCCCCGUACCUAGAUUCGAACCAAAAUUAUCAAAAUUCGGAAAAAAUAAUUUUACUCUAUAAAACUGCGUUAUUAGUAUGUGCCAUGAUUGCGAAUAUUGUUGAAAGUGCUGAGCUUGGCAACAAGUAUCGAUUUAAAUAUUGUAUAAAACCUUCCUACGUCUGCAGAAGUAGCUUUUCCUCCUUUCAUAUACAGAAGGUGGCUUCACCCCCUUGACCCGAAUUAUGAAAGUGUCACGGGAAUCAGUUUGCAAGGAUAACUGAUUUUCAAUCACGCCUUUAUUUAUGUAACUUCAUAUCUCAUUGUAAUUUAUAUUGAAGGACCUCAUCUUUAUCAACUCCGAAGGACCCUGCACUUGUAUUUGUUGUCGACAAACUCAGGGGCAAACUAAUUUCAGUGAACUGCCGAGCUAGGAACGCGAUAUACGAGAAUAUAUUUUCUUAUUGAAAUGAAAAUUGUAAAUACAUAGUUUUUGCUUUCGAGAAUUUGACUAAUUUCAAUAUUGUAUUUUAUUCUUGUUCGAAUAUCAUUUUAAUUUCAAGAAAACAUUGGGAGGUAAAAGUGGUGUUUUCGUCUUUUUUGUUCUAAACAUUUAAUUAGUAAAGUGAGUAAAGUGAGACAUAAUCGCCUACACGAUGGAAAGUUUUGUAAAAUACAUAUAACUCCGCUGUUUAUAAACUAACGUCUAUGAUAUUCAAUUUUUUAUACUCUUAUAUAGUAAAGUACAUUAUAUUUUGAUAGAGUCGACAUGUCAUAAGAUAACGUUCUUUUUGUUGUACUUAGUCGUAGAAGAUACAGGAAAAUAUCUACCCAUUAUAAAGACAGGAAUUAUAUUUUUUGCUAUUGAAUAAAGAA
Messenger RNA from Hermetia illucens (black soldier fly), 3012 nucleotides. RefSeq names its product fibroblast growth factor receptor 3-like. Lineage: Eukaryota; Metazoa; Arthropoda; Insecta; Diptera; Stratiomyidae. Bases 673 to 1668 code for a protein of 331 amino acids. The transcript is spliced from 4 exons. The record is from RefSeq and is a predicted model, not a curated record.